This is a messenger RNA of Scleropages formosus (Asian bonytongue), 1273 nucleotides long. RefSeq names its product ribosomal RNA processing 36 (gene rrp36). Bases 117 to 1118 code for a protein of 333 amino acids. The transcript has 8 exons. The record is from RefSeq and is a predicted model, not a curated record. Lineage: Eukaryota; Metazoa; Chordata; Actinopteri; Osteoglossiformes; Osteoglossidae. Gene Ontology annotation, cellular component: nucleolus; 90S preribosome. Gene Ontology annotation, biological process: maturation of SSU-rRNA from tricistronic rRNA transcript (SSU-rRNA, 5.8S rRNA, LSU-rRNA).
CCGUUCCUCCAGUGAGACAACGUGCUCGGCUCUAUUUUUGCGGCAUGUGUCAACGCUCUUAGCUACAGAACUGGUCAGUUGAACUUUUUGUGCAAAAAGAAAAAAACAGACUGACAAUGGCCCCCAAAAAGCAGCCAGUGACCAAAACGCUAAAACGGAACAGACGUCGGCUCGAGGAAGUGCGGCGGCAGGACGAUGAGGAGGUGGAGAUGGAGGGAAACUUCAGCCUUAUCAGCAAAGACAACAGUAGAGAUGGAAACCCUGAACCAGAGGAUGGAGCGGGGCAGGAAGACGAUGAUCUGGGUUUAGAGGAGGGGUCCGGUGAGGAGUGGAGCUGCUCAGAGGUUCCCGAUGAAGACAAUGACAGCAGCGAGACUGGAUCAGACGGUGACUCUGAUGAUGGAGAUGACAGGGGACAUGGAGACAUCAGACAGAGACACAGUCAAAUAAAGACUGAAGAUGAUAUCAGAAAAGAACUAUCAACAAUGUCUUUUGAGGACAUCAUGAAGUUGCAAAAUAAAGUGGGGAGAAAGGUUUACAAUGAAGUGGCCUAUGGGGAAAAAACUGAGGCAGGACCAGCGAAGAAGAAGAAGCGUCUUAAUAAGAAUAGACCUAUGGAGAUAUCAUCCAAAAAGCCUGCUCCUUUUCUUAGACAAGUAGUGCCUGUUAAAAAGAAGCUACUGAGAGACCCUCGGUUUGACAACCUCUCUGGAGAGUUCAAGCCAGAAAUUUUUGAGAAGACGUACAGUUUCCUUAAUGACGUCAAGCAAAAAGAAAAGAUGGAAGUUCAAAAGAUGCUUAAGAAAGUCAAAGAGCCAAAUAAGAAGGAGCAACUCCAGCUGCUGUUACGGAGAAUGGUGAACCAGGAGAGUGCCCAGGAGAGCAAGGCACGCCGUCGAGAGAAGGAGCUGGAGUUCAAGAAAAAGCAGCGGCAGCUUGUGGAGCAGGGGCACAGACCGUUCUUCCUCAAGAAGUCUGACAAGCGCAAGUUGGAGCUCGCAGAAAAAUACAGUGAUCUGAAGAAGAGCGGGAAAUUGGAGAAUUUCCUAAAGAAGAAGAGGAAACGCAAUGCUGUUAAGGACCGCAAGAAGCUGCCCUUCACUCUGAAGGUUCAGUGAAUGUAGACCGGUGGUGUGAAGAGAAUAUAAUUCUUGUACUCUAUAUUCUUCAAAGCAGAAUUUGAGGCCAUUAGUGGAGUAAGUAUAGGGUACAAGUACCAUCUAAGUCAAAUGUACUAAAUACUUAAAUGUAAAAAAAAAAAAAAAAAAAAAUU